Macadamia integrifolia is the source of this 2381-nucleotide messenger RNA. Its product is annotated as ATP-dependent RNA helicase SUV3, mitochondrial. Gene Ontology annotation, biological process: RNA catabolic process; mitochondrial RNA 3'-end processing. Gene Ontology annotation, cellular component: mitochondrial degradosome. Gene Ontology annotation, molecular function: RNA helicase activity; ATP binding; hydrolase activity, acting on acid anhydrides. The coding region runs from base 296 to 1936 and encodes 546 amino acids. The record is from RefSeq and is a predicted model, not a curated record. The transcript is spliced from 16 exons. NCBI's taxonomy places the organism in Eukaryota, Viridiplantae, Streptophyta, Magnoliopsida, Proteales, Proteaceae.
UUAGCUUCCCUGUUCGAAAUUCCAGGCAUGAGGUGCAAGCGGCAAUGGUAUCUUCGAUGAUCUAGGACGAGAGGAAGCUAGUUUCCGAUUGUCCAUUCGUUUACUUUCGAAUCCGAAAUAUGAUUCCUCUUUCCAUGUCUUCGUGUGGCGGAAACCAUUAUCACUCUGAUGACGCCUCUACUUAUUCGCCGGAAAAUCUCCUCCUUUAGUGGUGCUGGUGAUCUCCCCUGGUUUGUAGUUUGGGAGUUGCUUGUUUCGUAGUUCGCCCUCUCAUUUGAUCAUAUUCAAAGAAACUAUGAAGCCUUUGCGGAUGCACUUGGAACUGCACGUACGUUUCGUAUUUGAUAUCGUGUGCUCAAGUUCAAGGAGAUUUAGUAACUCCAGUGGUACCAAAAAGUUCGAUUUCACUGACUUAACUUGUCCUCAUACAUGGUACCCGAAUGCUCGGAAUAAGAAGCGCAAUGUCUUCAUACAUGUGGGUCCAACAAAUAGUGGCAAAACAUACCAUGCCCUCAAGCAAUUAGAAUCAAGUUUAUCAGGAAUAUACUGUGGUCCUUUAAGACUGUUGGCAUGGGAGGUGUCAAAAAGGUUAAAUAAAGCCAAUGUUCCAUGUGACCUGAUUACAGGGCAAGAGAAAGAGGAGAUUGAUGGUGCAAAGCACAAGUCUGUGACUGUUGAAAUGGCUGAUGUCACCUCUGAUUACCAUUGUGCUGUUAUUGAUGAAAUCCAGAUGAUAGGAUGUAGAACAAGGGGAUUUUCAUUCACUCGUGCAUUAUUAGGGAUAUCCGCAGAUGAACUUCACCUUUGUGGAGAUGCUGCUGCUGUUCCUCUUAUUCAGGAAAUACUCAAAGUAACUGGAGAUGUUGUAAAGGUUCAAUACUACGAGAGGCUCUCACCUCUGGUUCCAUCAAAGGUCCCUCUAGGAUCCUUCAACAAUAUACAGACAGGAGAUUGUAUAGUAACAUUUUCAAGGCAAGGGAUAUACAGACUAAAGAAAGAAAUUGAGAGUGGGGGAAAGCAUCUCUCUUCUGUGGUUUAUGGUUCACUGCCACCAGAGACACGAACAAGACAGGCAACAAUGUUCAAUGAUGAAAGUAGUGAAUUUGAUGUUCUUGUGGCAAGUGAUGCCAUUGGAAUGGGUCUAAAUUUAAACAUUUCAAGAAUUAUAUUUUCAACAUUGAAGAAGUUUGAUGGAGUAGAACAUCGGGAUCUUUCCAUACCAGAAAUCAAACAAAUUGCAGGGAGGGCUGGCAGGUAUGGAUCAAAAUUUCCUUCUGGAGAAGUGACAUGCAUAGAUGCAGAUGAUCUACCUUUACUUCAUUCGGCAUUGGAGUCACCUUCUCCAACGUUAGAGCAUGCUGGCUUAUUUCCUACGUUCGAUCUCUUGUUCUUAUAUUCACGUUUAUAUCCAACAAUGGGCUUCCACCAGAUACUGGAACAGUUUCUGGACAAUGCAAAGUUAUCUUCAAAUUAUUUCAUUGCUGACUGUGAAGAAAUGUUGAAGGUUGCUGCUGUUAUUGAUGAGUUGCCUCUUGGAUUGCAUGAUAAGUACCUUUUCUGCAUAAGCCCAACUGACAUGAACGAUGACAUCUCAUCUCAGGGCCUUAUACAGUUUGCACAAACCUAUGCAAGGAAGGGCAUUGUUCGACUUCGAGAAAUAUUUACACCUGGGACACUCAAGGUGCCAAAAACACAAACCGCACUCAAAGAGCUUGAAUCAGUUCACAAGGUCUUGGAUCUUUAUGUCUGGUUGAGUUUUCGACUGGAGGAUUCAUUCCCAGACAGUGAGCUGGCUUCGUCGCAGAAAUCCAUCUGUAGUCUGUUGAUUGAAGAGUUCUUGGAGAGACUGGGAUGGGAAAGGCCAAGGGCAAGAAGGUUUCCCCGUCAUACUAACUCAAGAUCUCUACUUUCAAAGGAAAUCAGGCGUUAUCUAUAGAAUAAUAAUCACUUCCCAUCCAAGUGCAAGAAGGUUUCUCCAUCGUACUAACUUAAGAUCUCUGCUUUCAAAGGAAAUCAGGGAUUAUCUAUAAAAGAAUAAUCUCACACCCCGGUGUGCAAAAAUACACGCAUGUACACUUCCCCAUGGGAAUUCAUUCUUUAUAUUUUUCAAGGAUAGCCCAGAUUUAUCUGGUAGUAUCAUUCUUCAACCAAAUGCUGGUAGUUGUUUAGUAUGUGUUCCAAUUAAUUUAUUUUGUUCAACUCCUUCCCAAAGGUGAUUUGAUUUGUUUCAUGUACAUUCUCCAGCAGUCUAAAAAGAAAGUGUACAAAUUACGUAUUACGCAGAUGCGGUCUGGACUUCCGGGUUUAUAACAUUACGUGGUGUAUUGAAUCAAAAUUAUCAGGUAUCAGAUCUAAGGGUUGCAGAUGUUAAUUGUUUUUUA